Messenger RNA from Dictyostelium purpureum, 243 nucleotides. RefSeq lists its product as uncharacterized. The transcript has a single exon. Lineage: Eukaryota; Evosea; Eumycetozoa; Dictyosteliales; Dictyosteliaceae. The record is from RefSeq and is a predicted model, not a curated record. Bases 1 to 243 code for a protein of 80 amino acids.
AUGAAAAAAAUCCUCAUAAUCAAGAAGUCCCCAGAAAUUAUUGAAGAAUUAUUUAAAAAUUUAGAACAAAUUGAAGUUGAAGAAUUCGAAUUAAUCAGCAACAAACUGAGCAAGAAGACAAUCAAGUUGAACAUCAAUAGUCAUACUAUUUCGAAAUUAGAACCACAACAUUCAGAUCAUCAAGUCGAGCAAGAACAACAAUCAUUCCCAUCAACUCAAAUAUUAACAAAAAAACCACAUUAA